Nanorana parkeri is the source of this 1656-nucleotide messenger RNA. It is a transcript of the gene CNBD2, whose product is annotated as cyclic nucleotide binding domain containing 2. Gene Ontology annotation, molecular function: cAMP binding. Gene Ontology annotation, biological process: spermatogenesis. The record is from RefSeq and is a predicted model, not a curated record. Lineage: Eukaryota; Metazoa; Chordata; Amphibia; Anura; Dicroglossidae. The transcript is spliced from 12 exons. Bases 1 to 1656 code for a protein of 551 amino acids.
AUGUUUAAACGGCUUGCACAAGAUAUCAAGAUGAAAUGCAAGGUGUGUAAGGUUUUCCGCCACCAGCUUAAAGGACUCACAGAAUUUCAGAUCGUAAUGACUGCAAGAAGUAGCCAGGAUGCAGUGUCUGUGGAAGAAGAAACUGAGCAACGCAAAAUGUUUGAUCUCAAUCUUUUCAAGAACAGACAGGAUCGCUUCCCUAGGAAAGCAGAGUUAAUCACUUUAAGAAAGCCUAAAUGGAGAACAGAGACUGAAAUCAAGUACUUGUGCAGUUUACUGCAGACUCUUCGAAGCUAUCAGCUUUAUAGUAGCCAUCUUCAGAUGCUUCUGGCCAAGGUUUUCCGGUUUGAGAGGUUUGGAUGUAGAAGGGUGAUCAUCAGAAAGGGUCAUAUUGGAAGCAGCUUCUACUUCAUCUACUCUGGCUCCGUUGCCCUUUGCAAUGAUGAGGAUGGUAGCAGUGCCUUUCUAGAUCAAGAACCUCAGCUGCUGCAUAAAGGAGCUAAAUUUGGGGACAUUGGAAUGGUGACAGGCCAGAAAAGGAACGUCACAGUGGUCUGCAUGUCUGAAACUGAAUUUUUAGUGGUGGACAAGAAAGAUUUCUUUGCAAAUAAACUGGAUCAACAAUUGCAUAAAGAAUUUCAAUGUCGUUUUGACUAUUUCAGAUCUCUGGACAUCUUUUCUCACUGGCCUCCUGAGCACAUUAAAAACAUUGCAGAAAACUGCCAAGCUGGAGAAUUUCGCUAUGGCCAACUGAUUAUACAGGAUACCAGGGAAAGUAAAAGCAUUGCAUUUAUUACUGAGGGCACCUGUGAAGUAUUACGACUUGUGAAACUGAUUAAAUGCCCAUCUUAUCAUAGGUGGCUACGUGCUUCUCUAUCUUCUCAGCAUUCAUCCCUUCCAGAGAAGCUGAGCCACACAAUUCAGAAACCACCCAAAGAUGUAACCGAAAAGUGUUACCAGCCGCUGGAACCAAGUUGUGUAAAGCCAUCAUCUCAGCAGCCACAUUGGAGCGGCACUUCAAAGAUGCAUGCACAGAAGUUGUCUGCUUUGAAAGAAGCUGUAAUGCUGUGCUGUUCUGAAACGAGUGCAGACUGUGAUAUAAUACUCCUACUGACGGGAUCCCAGGGGAUGCUGAACCAGAAGAUGAUGCAGCACAGUACUGGCAGUGUCUCCUCACGUUCGGGAGCCGGGACCUGUGCAGUGGGAGCGGCGCUGACACAGUUUCAGAGCCUCCACGAUGAUGACCAGAAAGAUGAGCGCAGUCUGAUGUUGAAUCUGGCUUGGAAGUGGUUAAUAAAGGAUUACUGUACCUCUAUUCUCUGCAGUGACGACAUUCUGUGCAAAUUCUUCCUACAACAGAACGACUGGAAAAUGUUCAAGAGAGACUUAGUAAACUUGCUUGUUAAGCCCCUUAACCAUCAGGCUGAAAAGAAAAGGAGAGCAAAACACUUUCAGCCUCCACCAAGCCUAAGCCAGUCUGGUAUCUUAGAUUUGUGUUCUACCUUCCCAAAAAAAAAGGAGACAAAUGCAACUUCAGAACCAAAGGGCAUGUAUGGGUCAACUCAGGAAAGAAGACAAAACCCUUCCGAUAGAAAUGUAUACCUUGUUCAUGAAAUUGUUGUCCCUCGGCCCAGACUCGAUAGGAUAUUAUUCUAA